This is a messenger RNA of Oxyura jamaicensis (ruddy duck), 4406 nucleotides long. RefSeq names its product FIG4 phosphoinositide 5-phosphatase (gene FIG4). Gene Ontology annotation, cellular component: intracellular membrane-bounded organelle. The transcript has 23 exons. Gene Ontology annotation, biological process: phosphatidylinositol dephosphorylation. Bases 1 to 2730 code for a protein of 909 amino acids. The record is from RefSeq and is a predicted model, not a curated record. Gene Ontology annotation, molecular function: phosphatidylinositol-3,5-bisphosphate 5-phosphatase activity. NCBI's taxonomy places the organism in Eukaryota, Metazoa, Chordata, Aves, Anseriformes, Anatidae.
AUGCCGGCGGCCGCCGCCGCGCCUCUGAUCAGCUGCGUGCAGAAGCUGGUGCUGUACGAGACCAGGGCUAGGUAUUUUCUUGUUGGAAGUAAUCCUGCAGAAACCAAGUACCGUGUUUUGAAAAUAGAUCGCACUGAACCAAAGGAUUUGGUUAUAAUUGAUGAUAAGCAUGUGUAUACGCAACAAGAGGUGAGGGAACUUCUUGGCCGCUUAGACUUGGGAAACAGAACGAAGAUUGGGCAGAAGGGCUCUUCUGGGUUAUCCCGAGCUGUCUCUGCUUUUGGUGUAGUAGGUUUUGUCAGGUUUUUAGAAGGCUACUAUAUUGUGUUAAUAACUAAAAGAAGAAAAAUGGCAGAUAUUGGAGGUCAUGCCAUAUAUAAAAUAGAAGAUACAAACAUGAUAUACAUUCCAAAUGACUCUGUAAGAGUCACUCAUCCUGAUGAAGCCAGGUAUCUGAGAAUCUUUCAAAAUGUGGACCUUUCUAGCAAUUUCUAUUUUAGUUACAGCUAUGAUCUAUCUCACUCCCUUCAGUAUAAUCUUACUGUUCUGAGAAUGCCGCUUGAGAUACUAAAAACCGAAACAACUCAGACCCGACAAGAGAGUUUUGAUAUAUUUGAAGAUGAAGGACUUUCAGCACAGGGUGGAAGUGGUGUAUUUGGAAUUUGCAGUAAACCUUACGAAAAGUACGUGUGGAAUGGGAAGCUGUUGGAGGCAGUAAAAAAUACUGUUCAUCGUGACUGGCUGCUGUAUAUCAUUCAUGGAUUUUGUGGGCAAUCAAAACUGUUAAUUUAUGGUCGCCCUAUAUAUGUCACUCUGAUAGCCAGAAGAUCAAGCAAAUUUGCUGGAACACGUUUUCUGAAACGAGGAGCAAACUGUGAGGGGGAUGUUGCUAAUGAAGUGGAAACUGAACAAAUCCUUUAUGAUGCAUCGGUAAUGUCAUUUUCUGCAGGGAGUUAUUCUUCCUAUGUUCAGGUUCGAGGAUCUGUCCCUCUGUACUGGUCUCAAGAUAUUUCAACUAUGAUGCCUAAGCCACCCAUAACACUUGACCAGGCAGACCCUUUUGCACAUGUUGCUGCCCUUCACUUUGAUCAAAUGCUUCAAAGAUUCGGCUCUCCCAUUAUUAUUUUGAAUCUUGUGAAGGAACGUGAAAAAAGAAAACAUGAAAGGAUUCUUAGCGAAGAACUUGUUGCCGCUGUGACAUAUCUCAACCAGUUUUUACCCCCAGAGCAUGCAAUUAUAUAUAUUCCUUGGGAUAUGGCCAAAUACACAAAAAGCAAACUUUGCAAUGUGCUUGAUAGAUUGAAUGUGAUUGCAGAAAGUGUAGUAAAGAAAACUGGAUUUUUUGUGAAUCGACCUGAUUCCUACUGCAGUAUUUUGCGGCCGGAUGAAAAGUGGAAUGAACUGGGAGGUUGUGUUGUUUCCACUGGACGCCUGCAGACUGGAGUUCUCCGAACCAAUUGUGUGGACUGCUUAGAUCGUACUAACACAGCCCAAUUUAUGGUGGGAAAAUGUGCUUUGGCAUACCAGCUCUACUCAUUGGGACUGAUUGAUAAACCUAAUUUACAAUUUGAUACAGACGCUGUUAGAUUAUUUGAAGAAUUGUACGAAGAUCAUGGAGACACACUUUCUCUGCAAUAUGGAGGUUCUCAGCUUGUCCACAGAGUAAAAACCUAUAGAAAGAUAGCUCCAUGGACUCAGCAUUCCAAAGACAUUAUGCAAACACUCUCAAGAUAUUAUAGUAAUGCUUUCUCAGAUGCAGACAGGCAAGACUCCAUCAACCUGUUUCUGGGAGUAUUCAAGCCUACGGAAGGGAAGCCUCAUCUCUGGGAACUACCUACAGAUUUUUAUUUGCAUCACAAGAACACCCUUGGUCUAUCCCAGACUAGGCGAAGCUAUACUUACUGGUGGACCACUGAUGUGCUGAAGCAUUUACCUCUUCCUUUUGAUGAAGUGACAUGUGCUGAAAACAGACGCAAGUUGACAGUGAAGAAAUUCCACAAGUACGAAGAGGAAAUUGAUAUCCAUAAUGAGUUUUUUCGGCCAUAUGAGUUGAGCAGUUUUGAUGAGACCUUCUGCUUGGCAAUGACCAAUUCUACACGGGAUUUUAUGCCUAAGAAUAUGGGGAUUGAUCCAAGCCCAUUUACUGUUCGUAAACCUGAUGAAACUGGAAAAUCAGUGCUGGGGAACAAAAGUAAUCGGGAAGAAACUGUGCUGCAGCGCAAAACUGCUGCUAGUGCUCCGCCACCCCCAAGUGAGGAGGCAGUGUCAAGUAGUUCUGAAGAUGAUUCUGGGACAGACAAAGAAGAUGAAGGAGCUGUUUCUCAGCGUUCUACUCCAGUAAAGGUGACUGAUACAGGAGAUAACACAAAAAUCACAGAGAAUGUAGUUCAGUCCACCAAAGAUGUGUAUGGAGUUAAUCUUUCAGAUGUUCCUUCAGAAGAUGAUCUCACAAUAUACACAAGAUUUGUUCAGCUGGGACAGAGUCAACAUAAACCAGACAAGAGCAGCCAGCAAUUUUGCUCAAAACUCCACUUGGAUAGAGUUAUAAAUUUAAUACCAAUCUCCUCCUUUUCUCAAGAUAAUAUUUAUGAAGUCCAGCCUCCAAGAGCUGAUAGGAAAUCAAUAGAGAUUUUUCAUGCGCACAUUCAGGCUGGAAAAGGAAACAUGCAGCCACUGGGAAAAGAGGACUUCCUCAUGUACAGAGAGUACAUUCGAAAUAGAUACCUCUAAAUACAAGCUGGAUUCUCAUGUCAAGUCUACAGUACUGAUAGGUCAUAAAAAAAUAAUUUUAGAUAGGAAAUCUAACUUUGUUAUUUUGCAAUAAUAAAUUUAUUUAUCUAACAAUUCUAUCUAUUAUGGUUUGCUAUUACACAUUUACGGUAUCAUGCUUUACAGGAGAAAAAGUGAUUUAAUAUCUGCUCUGCAGCUGGAAGAGAAAAGUAUUAUUUAAGAGAUUAAGUGAAUAAUUUGAGCACCUGUAAUAAUGGAAAGAUAUGUAGUGAUUUAUGGCAAAGAAAAUACUGUGUCCUUAGGUUUUUAUAUUACUUACAUUCUUACGUUUGCUAGCAAAGAUGAAAUGAUUUGUACAUAAGAAUCAGAAUAGAAUAUUUUUCUUCCUCUUUGUUCUAUGACAACGAUCUUUUUUACAAUCAAAUGUUUGCUGAUAUUUCUUGAGAUUUUUAGCAAAUUGAGUGCCCAAAUGACUGCUUGCACUUUGCUGCUUUCUUAAACAAAAGGAAAAAAAAAUGUGGUUUAUGUAAAAAUCAAAAUUUGCAUCUAGACUAACAAAUAUUGUAACUCUAAUCUAUGUCAAAUUAACUUCACUGGUUCUAGUAGCUACAAAAUCUGUGCUAUGUGCAGGGUGAAAAUGGCUUGUGAAUAAUUAUUGUGGGUUUCUAGUAGGCUUCUGAGGUGAACUGCUUGCUGAUUACAUUGUAAAUGAGGGAACACUCUUGGCUUUAGAGUCUUAGUUGGAGGGUGCAAGACCAGCCUGUAAUUUUGCUGUAUGACAGGCUUUACCCUAUUUGCAGUAUCUUUUUUCCAUCCUUAUAUUUAUGCUCCUCUAGGAUGCUUCCAGAUACAAGCCUACAGCCUCCAAACAACUCAGUGUCACUAAGUGGUGUAGAGAGACUGGAUCAGCUGGGGUGGUCAUGCAAGAGAAAGCAGUAAUUGGGUUUAGGGAAGACUGAACAUCAUGUCCAGUGCUAUAUAAGAAGUGGAAAGGCAUCAGGUAUUUGAAGUAGAUUGUUUAAUUUGGUCUUGUGAUCAAAACAUUUUCUCAAAUAACAAAUAAAACGCACACACACAAAAACUUAUUACUUGUAAGUACAAGCUAAAAUUCCCAGCACUGCUUUCUAGCCCUUUGCCUUGAGGAACACUGACAGCAACAACAGCAUCCUUGAUGGAUUAUUUUAUUCCACGUGUUUGUACAGGCCAUAUUUCAGAAUUUUCUGGACUAAGUCUGAAUAACUUACUUGGGGAAUGUCAGCCAACUGCAUGUACUAGAUGAAGAGAACACGUUUGUGUUCACAGUAAGUCGCUUGCAGGCAGCUACUCCAGAUUUUUGGCUGCAUGCUGCAAACAUAUUCUGCAUAUGUUUGCAUAUCUCAUGCAGUCAGUAGCAUUUUUGUCAGUAAUUCAACUAAAAAAAAGAGAUGCAGUGAACAAAGAGAUUUGAGUUUCUUGUGGGGUCUCUGUGUUUCAGGAAACGAUUUGUAUGCGGACAGUCAGAGAAUGUGGUACCUCAAGCUACCAAAAAAUGUUGGUGUCCAUUCUCUGUUGUUAAUUGAUUAAUAUUGUUUUGAGAGAAAUUAAGGUAUUUUUGCAGGUGCAAGAAUGAAAACACACUUCAGAUAAUACUUCAUUGCAACUGGCAACCUCUUUCCUCUGGAAAAAUAACAAAAAAC